AUAUCCUGCAGUGUUGACCAUCGGCGAGGUGGUAGGUACAAAGACAAAUCAUGCUAGUCGCUGUCCAAGGUUGCUCUCACGGUUCCCUCUCGUCCAUCUACGCUUCCCUCGCUUCCUACACCCGGUCACAUGGUCGUCCGGUCGACUUGUUACUCCUCUGUGGAGACUUUCAAGCGCUUAGGUCUACACAUGAUUUUGCAAGCUUGGCGGUUCCACCGAAAUACCAUGCGUUGGGGACUUUUCAUGAGUAUUACAGUGGGAAGAGGAAAGCGCCUGUUUUGACUAUUGUCAUUGGUGGUAAUCACGAAGCCAGUAAUUAUAUGUGGGAAUUAUAUCACGGCGGAUGGCUGGCAGAGGGGAUUUAUUACCUCGGAGCGGGAGGAAGUGUCCUUGUGAAUGGUUUGAGAAUAGUUGGGGCAAGUGGAAUUUAUAAAAAACAUGAUUAUAACAAGGGUCAUUUUGAGAAAGUCCCCUACGACAAGAACACUCUGCGGAGCGUGUAUCAUACACGGCAAUACGAUAUUCUCAAGCUCAUGCAGCUCCCCCCUCGUUCAAACACCAUAGUCCUGUCACACGAUUGGCCCCUCACCAUUCCCCACCACGGUAAUCUCCCCGCUUUACUCCGCCGCAAACCAUUUUUCGCCGAUGAGAUCCGAACAGACACAUUAGGUUCCCCACCAUUAUUAGGACUUCUGAAACGUCUCAAACCUGAAUACUGGUUUUCGGCGCAUCUGCAUGUCAAAUUCGCCGCGGUCUACGAUCAUAAGUCUCCCUCAAAUAACACUACCGUCCCUGUAUCCCCUCAUUCCAUUAAGGCCUCUCAUCCCGUGCCACCAUCCAUCAAUGUUCCCAUACCACUGGCCCCAGCGCUAGUGGCCCAAGGAUCCGUCAAUGGGGGUUUACCAGGUGGAGGAGUGAAUCCGGAUGAGAUUACCAUAGAUGAAGAUCUAGACGGCGAAGACACCCCUUUGGAAGGGGGCAAUCCCGAUGAGAUCGAGAUAGAUAUGGACGAGGACUUCUCUGGUCCAAAGCACUCCAAUCCAGCCUCUAUAGAAGUUUCACCACUGGAGAUGCCUACCAGUGGUGAAAUAAGAUAUACGGGGAAUGAAAAUCCAGAUGAGAUCCUUCUUUCUGAGGAUGAGAUUCAUAAUGAACCUUCUGAUCUCCCCAACAUAGUCUCAGAGCCGAAAAAAGACGUAGAGGUCGGACAAGGAUCUCAAAUCCCAAGUCCUGGCUCAGAACGAUUGGACGAAAGUGUGGAUAUCGUUGAAGCUACCAGACGGGCUGGGUCUUUGUCAGGAGCGUUAGGUCCCGUGCCUUCAGAGCUUCCUGAGGACGGGGUCGUCAGGAUUGAAGGCGGCGGGACAGUGAUUGGGGAUGGAGGAGAAGAAGGAGGAAGUUCACAGACUAGGUUUUUAGCUUUGGAUAAAUGUGGACCUGGGAAGGAUCAUCUUCAAUUCCUAGACAUCCCUACUCCCUCUUCCGGUCCUCCGGUAUUACAAUACGAUCCCGAUUGGCUCGCUAUAACCCGCGCUUUCCAUCCUUACCUCUCUACCGCAAUCCGUCAAACGUUACCGAACAUGUUAGAAAUCGAGGAUAUGGUACGAAACGAGAAGCAAAAGCUGGAUAUACAAGGUGUCUUAAUUCCCCCUUCCCCUGCUCAAGAUUCGAAAGUGGAAGGAAUUGUCAGAUUCUCGGUGAAUGAAAAACAUUUCGAGUCAACCCAAAAUGAGAGAGAUAGGCAGAUGGAUGGAAAUACUGAGAAUGAGGAAAUGCCAAAGGAACAUCAGGAGGCGGAUAUGGAUGAAAGAGGAAUGGCCAAGAAAGAGUUUUGGGCAAAAGGGUUGGUGGAGAUUAGUAAAGUUCAGAAAUUCCAAAAGACUGCUCCUGCGCAAGGUGAAGCAGGAGGGUCAGAUGAUGCUUGGUAUACCAACCCUCAAACAGAAGCUUUUUGUCGAAUGUUGGGUAUAGAAAAUAAGAUUAAUCCUAACAGUCCAUAUUCUCCUUCGAGCGUCAGAUAGUAACGUUUCAACCAGAGUCAAUUAGAAUGAGGAUUUGAAAUGAGAUGAUAUCUUGCAUUGCAUCUUAGUCG
Messenger RNA from Tremella mesenterica DSM 1558, 2092 nucleotides. RefSeq lists its product as uncharacterized. The transcript has 7 exons. Gene Ontology annotation, cellular component: nucleus. Bases 51 to 2021 code for a protein of 656 amino acids. Gene Ontology annotation, biological process: mRNA splicing, via spliceosome. NCBI's taxonomy places the organism in Eukaryota, Fungi, Basidiomycota, Tremellomycetes, Tremellales, Tremellaceae. The record is from RefSeq and is a predicted model, not a curated record. Gene Ontology annotation, molecular function: RNA lariat debranching enzyme activity.